AUGUCACCCUACUGGCUCAACAACACCUGCAGCCCCUAUACUUCACAUAACGCGUCCUGCAUACUAGGAAACAUUGCAUCCUAUGCUAUCAAUGUCAGCAGUGUCAGCGUUGUUGUCGCAGGUCUGGAGUUUGCCAGACAGAACAAUGUCUGUUUGAGCAUCAAAAAUACUGGGCAUGAUUACAUUGGUCGUUCCAACGGUGAAGGAUCUGUUGCCCUAUGGACGCACAAUCUCAAGGACAUCACAUUCUUCAACUACAGUAGUGCCGUGUACACCGGUCCUGCAGCCAAGAUAUCCGCAGGUGUUCAGUUCUUUGAGGCCUACGCUGCAGCGGCCAGCCAUGGACUCCGAGUUGUUGGUGGGUUCUGUCCUACUGUCGGCAUGGCCGGUGGCUAUGUUCAAGGCGCCGGACAGUGUCCACUAGGAGCUACGUACGGACUUGCUGCUGACAACAGGCUGGAGUUCGAGGUUGGAACCCCAGAUGGGAGACAUGUUGUGGCAUCGCGUACAGAAAACCCGGACCUUUACUGGGCACUGAGUGGUGGCGGAGGUGGCACUUAUGGAAUCGUAUUAUCGUUGACGACCAAGGCACACCCUGACGGACAGGUCGCGGGAGGAUCCCUUGCCUUCGACAACACCAACGAAGAAUCUUUCUGGGCAGCUAUUGAGAAAUGGCAGCGUCAUCUCCUUCUUCUAGACCAGAUUCCGGGUUUCACCACUGUCUGGGGAUUUACUAACGCAUCAUUCAGUAUCGCUUUUGCGACUCUGUCCGGAGGCAAUGCUUCCGCGGUGGCUGAUGCGCUCUCGCCGUUCCUCAAAGAACUUGACGACCUCAGCAUCGUCCCUUCGUCGUAUGAGACCAGCGACCGCUCAACCUUUUACGAGCACUAUGAACACUACACGGGCGAUAUGCCCUAUGGGCCGUACACUACAAACGACGUCAUCGGCGGCCGUCUCAUCCAGCGUUCGACGAUUGAACAUAACGCAAUCAAUCUAGUUGCAGUCUUACGAGACGUCGUCAAGCCAGGCCUUCCCUCAGUGCGCGUCAAUGGCAUUGCCGCAAACGUAACACAUGCCCGCGCAGGAAACAGUCCAGGCGAUAACGCUGUUCUUCCAGCAUGGCGCGAAUCUCUGUACUGGCUCAAUGUUGACGUCUUGUUUGAUCCUGCAUCUUCAGUGUCAGACAUUCAUGGAAUCCAAGUGAAGGUCAACCAGUUCCAAGAUCGCCUGAGGCCUCUAACGCCUGGUGGAGGCCCAUACAUGAACGAAGGAACAUAA
Molecule: messenger RNA, 1278 nt
Organism: Colletotrichum aenigma
Lineage: Eukaryota; Fungi; Ascomycota; Sordariomycetes; Glomerellales; Glomerellaceae
Gene: ZEB1-6
Product: FAD-linked oxidoreductase ZEB1
Exons: 1
Coding region: 1-1278 (425 amino acids)
Molecular function (GO): oxidoreductase activity; FAD binding
Source: RefSeq, a predicted model, not a curated record